AUGACGGGCUGGCGGAAAACUCCAGAGGCGAGGCUGGAAAAAAGAAAAAACGAGGACCCAAGAAGAAGAAGGAGAAAAAAGAGAACAAACCCGCGAAGAUGAGAAAGCGCAAGAAACCAGAGGCGAGCGAGUCGGAGUCCGAGAGGGAGGGAGGAGAGAAGUCCGACAGCGGGGCCAGCGACAAGAAGAAGAGAAAGAAGCACAAGGAGAAGAAAGAGAAGAAGACGAAGAAGAGGAAGAAAAAGGACGAAGAAGAGAACGAGGACAGCGCGGACGCCAAGGUGGAACAGAAGUCUUCGGGGCAGCUGCUGAGAGACUGGGGUCUGGAGGACGUGGAUCAUGUCUUCACUGACGAAGACUAUCACACCCUGACCAACUACAAAGCCUUCAGCCAGUUCACCAGGCCCCUGAUUGCUAAGAAGAACCCCAAGAUCCCCAUGUCAAAGAUGAUGACCAUCCUGGGCGCUAAGUGGCGUGAGUUCAGCACCAACAACCCGUUCAAGGGGUGCGCUGCCGCUGUGGCCGCUGCCGCUGCUGCAGCUGCCGCCUCCGUCGCCGAGCAGGUCUCCGCGGCAACCGCGUCGCCCCAGCAACCGCCCCCCCCUCGCAAGGCCAAGACCAAAGAAGGCAAAGGCCCCGGACACAAGAAGCGCAGUCACAGCCCCCGUAUCAGCGAGAAGAAGAAAGUCAAGGGGAAGAAGAUGAAGAUGAAGAUGAAGAUGGCUCCUUUGAGAAUCAAGCUGGGCGUGCUGGGGAGCAAGCGCAAGAGAAGCAGCUCUAGUGACGAGGCCGAUUUGGAAGAAUCAGAGCUGGAUGACUCGAGCGCUCACAGCUCCUCUGUCAAAUCAGACACUUCGGGACGAGCAAAGAAAGGAAAGAGGGGCCGGCCAGCGCGGAAGAAGAAGAAAAUGGUCGUGGUGGUGGGGGACACGGAGGCUGACGGCUACGAGACUGACCACCAGGACUACUGCGAGGUGUGCCAGCAGGGCGGAGAGAUCAUCCUGUGCGACACCUGCCCCCGAGCCUACCACCUGGUGUGUCUGGACCCUGAGCUAGAGAAGGCUCCUGAGGGGAAGUGGAGCUGCCCGCACUGCGAGAAGGAGGGGAUCCAGUGGGAGGCGAAGGAUUAUGACGACGAAGACUACGAGGAGGAGUGCGAGGAGGAGGACGAGGACGAGGAGGAGGACGCGGAGGAGGAAGAGGACGACCACUUGGAGUACUGCGGGGUGUGCAAAGACGGUGGGGAACUGCUCUGCUGUGACUCCUGCCCCUCCUCCUACCAUCUCCACUGCCUCAACCCGCCCCUUCCGGAGAUACCCAACGGGGAGUGGCUCUGCCCGCGCUGCACCGUGAGUACACGCAGGCCCCCUUCCACACCGCCCCGCCCCCCGGGCCUGGCGGGGGGGACGGGGGAACCACCCCCGCUGGAGAGAGAGUUCUUUGUGAAGUUCUCGGGGCAGUCUUACUGGCACUGCUCCUGGGUGACUGAGCUGCAGCUGGAGAUCUACCACUCGGUCAUGUUCCGCAACUUCCAGCGCAAGAACGACAUGGACGAGCCACCCUCCCUGGACUGCUGCUCGGGGGACGAGGAGGGGAGGAGCGACAAGCUCUGGACCAGGGACAUGGAGGAGCGCUACUACCGCUAUGGGAUCAAACCAGAGUGGAUGAGCAUUCACAGGAUCAUCAACCACAGCGUGGAUAAGAAGGGAGGUCUGCACUACCUGCUGAAGUGGAGGGACCUCACCUAUGAUCAGUGCACCUGGGAGGAAGAGGACAUGACCAUCCCCGAUUUCGAGAGCCACCAGUCAGCCUACUGGAGACACCGAGAGCUCGUAAUAAAGGACGACCCGGCGAGACCAAAAAAACUGAAGAAAUUCAAGAAAGAGGAAACGGACUACACCCCCCCCAGCUCUCCCAUCAACGACCCCGCGGUGCAGUACGAGACCCAGCCCCAGUUCGUGACAGUGACGGGGGGCACGCUGCACCCCUACCAGCUGGAGGGGCUGAACUGGUUGCGCUUCUCCUGGACCCAGGGCACCGACACCAUUCUGGCAGACGAGAUGGGGCUGGGCAAGACCAUCCAGACCAUCGUCUUCCUGCACUCGCUCUACAGGGAGGGUCACACGAAGGGCCCGUUCCUAGUCAGCGCUCCGCUGUCCACCAUCAUCAACUGGGAGCGCGAGUUCGAGAUGUGGGCCCCGAACCUCUACGUUGUGACCUACACCGGAGAUAAGCACAGCCGCGCCAUCAUCCGCGAGAACGAGUUCUCCUUCGAGGGCAACGCCAUGAAGGGGGGCAGGAAGGCCUUCAAGAUGAGGAGGGAGGCGCAGAUCAAGUUCCACGUGCUCCUCACCUCUUAUGAGCUAGUCACGAUUGACCAGGCCGCUUUGGGCUCCAUUAACUGGGCCUGCUUGGUGGUGGAUGAAGCACACAGGCUGAAAAACAACCAGUCCAAGUUUUUCAGGAUCCUGAACGGAUACAAGAUCGAUCACAAGCUUCUGCUCACCGGCACCCCGCUGCAGAACAACCUGGAGGAGCUGUUCCAUCUGCUGAACUUCCUGACCCCGGAGAGAUUCAAUAACCUGGACGGAUUCCUGGAGGAGUUCGCCGACAUCUCGAAGGAGGACCGGAUCAAGAAGCUGCACGACCUGCUGGGGCCCCACAUGCUGAGGAGGCUGAAGGCCGAUGUCUUCAAGAACAUGCCGACCAAGACAGAGCUGAUCGUGCGCGUGGAGCUGAGCCCCAUGCAGAAAAAAUACUACAAGUUCAUUCUGACCAGGAACUUCGAGGCUCUGAACUCUAAAGGGGGAGGGAACCAGGUGUCUCUGCUCAACGUGAUGAUGGACCUGAAGAAGUGCUGCAACCACCCAUAUCUCUUCCCUGCGGCUGCCAUGGAGUCCCUGAAGCUGCCCAGCGGGGCGUACGAGGGCAAUGCGCUGGUCAAGGCGUCGGGGAAGCUGACCCUGCUGCAGAAGAUGAUGAGGAAGCUCAAAGAGCAAGGCCACAGAGUGCUCAUCUUCUCACAGAUGACUAGGAUGCUGGAUCUUCUGGAGGAUUUCCUGGACUUCGACGGGUACAAGUACGAGAGGAUCGACGGAGGGGUGACAGGGGCUCUGCGACAGGAUGCCAUCGACCGCUUCAACGCGCCCGGGGCUCCCCAGUUCUGCUUUCUGCUGUCGACCAGGGCGGGCGGAUUAGGGAUCAACCUAGCGACAGCUGACACAGUCAUCAUCUUCGACUCUGAUUGGAACCCACACAACGACAUCCAGGCGUUCAGCAGGGCGCACCGCAUCGGCCAGGCCAAGAAGGUGAUGAUCUACCGCUUCGUGACCCGCGGCUCGGUGGAGGAGCGCAUCACGCAGGUCGCCAAGCACAAGAUGAUGCUCACCCACCUGGUGGUGCGGCCCGGCCUGGGCUCCAAGACUGGCUCCAUGUCCAAGCAGGAGCUCGAUGACAUCCUCAAGUUCGGCACGGAGGAGCUGUUCAAACACGAGAACGAGGGUGAGGAGGAGGACAGCAGUGUGAUCCACUACGAUAACGCCGCUGUAGAGAGGCUGCUGGACCGGAGCCAGGAUGCCACCGACGACACAGACAUGCAGAACAUGAACGAGUACCUGAGCUCCUUCAAGGUGGCACAGUACGUGGUGAGAGAGGAGGACAAGAUGGAGGAGAUUGAGCGCGAGAUCAUCAAGCAGGAGGAGAACGUGGACCCCGACUACUGGGAGAAGCUGCUGAGGCAUCACUACGAGCAGCAGCAGGAAGACCUGGCCAGAAACUUGGGCAAGGGCAAGAGGGUGCGCAAGCAGGUCAACUACAACGAUGCAGCACAGGAGGACCAAGACUGGCAUCAUGAUGUUUCAGAUAACCAAUCGGAAUACUCCGUGGGGUCUGAAGAGGAGGACGAAGAUUUCGAUGAGAGGCCUGAAGGUCGCAGGCAGUCUCGACGGCAACUAAGAAACGACAAAGACAAGCCCUUACCCCCCCUGCUGGCCAGAGUCGGCGGCAACAUCGAGGUCCUGGGGUUCAACACCCGGCAGCGCAAGGCUUUCCUGAACGCAGUGAUGCGCUGGGGGAUGCCCUCCCAGGACGCCUUCUCCUGCCACUGGCUCGUCCGAGAUCUGCGGGUGAAGACCGAAAAGGAGUUCAAGGCGUACGUGUCUCUCUUCAUGAGGCACCUCUGUGAGCCGGUAGCAGACGGAUCGGAGACCUUCGCAGAUGGGGUCCCCAGAGAGGGGCUGUGCAGGCAGCCAGUGCUCACUCGCAUCGGGGUCCUGAGCCUGCUCAAGAAGAAGGUCCAGGAGUUUGAGCACAUCAACGGGAAGUGGAGCAUGCCGGAGCUGAAGCCAGAGAGCAGCGGCGAAUCAAAGAAAUCCUCGCGGGCCUCGUCCCCCGCCAUCCGGACGGUCGCCACGACCCCGGAGCCCAGCGGGAACAGCACCCCCUGCACCUCCCAGCCAGCUACCCCCGUCGACAGAGGAGAGAAGAGCGCGAAGGAUGGAGAGAAGGAGGAAACGGAGGAGAAAACAGAGAAGGAACCAAAGGGCGCGGAGAGCGGCCACACUGCUGAGCAGCAUGCACUGGUUCCUGAGAGCGGCUCUCAGGCCCUCACCCCCGACGACACACCUGAAAGUCAGGCAGCGGAGUCGGGAGAGGAGGGCAAAGACCCACCACAGAGUGAGGAUAAGAAACUAGAGGAACCGAGAGACCAGGACACAGCAGCAGCAACAGCGCCACCUACAGCCCCAGAGGAGACGCAAGGUACGGAUUCUGUGAAGACAGAAGAUUUAAGAACGGAAGUCAAGCAGGCUGAGAUCCGGGAUACUAAAGGCCCCACAGACACCCCCAGCACAGAGGUUAAGAAAGAGGAAGUGAAGAGUGAGAAGGAGGCUGGGAGGGCGGCCGCACUGCCUGCUGGGAAGGAGGAGACAGGCAGUCGGGGGAGCGGGAGGAGAGAGGAGAGGAGCGACCGACCGCGGUUCAUGUUCAACAUCGCGGAUGGAGGGUUCACAGAGCUGCACACGAUAUGGCAGAAUGAAGAGCGAGCCGCCAUCUCCUCGGGCAAAAUCAAUGAAAUCUGGCAUCGUCGCCAUGACUACUGGCUGCUAGCGGGCAUCGUGGUUCACGGCUACGCUCGCUGGCAGGACCUCCAGAGCGACAGCCGGUUCAGCAUCAUCAACGAGCCCUUCAGGAGCGAGAGCAGCAAGGGCAACUUCCUGGAGAUGAAGAACAAAUUCCUGGCUCGCAGGUUCAAGCUCCUGGAGCAGGCCCUGGUGAUUGAGGAGCAGCUCCGACGCGCUGCUUACCUCAACAUGAGGCAGGAGUCGAGCCACCCCGCCAUGGCUCUGAGCGCCCGCUUCACGGAGGCGGAGUGCCUGGCUGAGAGCCACCAGCACCUGUCCAAGGAGUCCCUGGCAGGGAACAAGCCGGCCAACGCAGUCCUGCACAGGGUGUUGAACCAGCUGGAGGAGCUGCUGAGUGACAUGAAGGCUGAUGUGAGCCGCCUCCCCGCCUCGCUGUCUCGCCUCCCCCCCAUCGCAGCGCGGCUGCACAUGUCAGAGAGGAGCAUACUGAGCAGACUGGCCAGCAAGGGCAGUGAGGCCCAGAGCAACGUGCCCAUCCCCCCCGGACCAUAUGCCACGCCCCCCAACUUUGGACCCGCCUUUAGCCCCGCCCCUUCGGGGGCAGUUACGACAGGCGGAGCCAAUUACAGCCAGAUGGCGCCAGGGUCCUUCAUAUCAGAAGCCAGCGCCAGCCAGAAGACCAAGGAACACGACGUCCUCCAGCGGCAGCGCGUGGUGGAUCUGUGGAAGGAUGGCAAGUCGGAGGGCUCCAUCGGGCUGGAGCUGAGGAUGCCCAAAUCCACAGUGCACAGCAUCAUUGUCAAGUACCGCCUCAGCAACACCGUGGAGAAUCUGCCUCGCAAUGGCAGACCGAAGAAGCCCUGAGCCGGGGAGAGAGGGACAGAACCACAGGCAAACCUAACACCCCCCACACACACACACACACACACACACGCACACAGCCACAAGGACAAAGUGUGAGAACAGCACUACAGUGUCACAAGCCGGGCAGAGCCGUGAGGAGGCAAGAUCGUUAUUAACCCUUAGGGAGGGAGCAGAGGAAAUCAGCUGUCUGUCGCAAGAAAGAAGUGAGCGAAGGAACCAAGGGAAUGAGCUACAAGGAGAGCCGGUCACACACAACAGCCCACAUUGCGGUGAGGGGGGAUGAUGGGGGGG
Polyodon spathula (Mississippi paddlefish) is the source of this 6236-nucleotide messenger RNA. It is a transcript of the gene chd3, whose product is annotated as chromodomain helicase DNA binding protein 3. Gene Ontology annotation, biological process: negative regulation of transcription by RNA polymerase II; chromatin remodeling. Gene Ontology annotation, molecular function: histone binding; ATP-dependent chromatin remodeler activity; DNA binding. NCBI's taxonomy places the organism in Eukaryota, Metazoa, Chordata, Actinopteri, Acipenseriformes, Polyodontidae. The record is from RefSeq and is a predicted model, not a curated record. Gene Ontology annotation, cellular component: nucleus; chromatin; NuRD complex.